AAACAUCUUAGCUGUAAACAAGGAAUAUAAACAAUAUCAUAAACCAUAAUAAAUGUUCUCACGGGCGGUAUACAUUCGUUCGCUAUUAAGAACAAGAUGUUAUUCUUCCAAAAGUACAAUUUUCGGAUUGUCCUCAGGAGCCGGCAAGUGUGGCGUUGCUGUGAUACGAGUUUCGGGUGAGGCGAGCAGCUUAGUUGUAAAAUGUAAAACAUCUGUUAAGACUCUUCCUGCUCCAAGAAAAGCUGUUCUUCGAAGAAUAUUUCACUCACGGACGGAUGAGAUCAUUGAUAAAGGAUUGAUUUUAUGGUUCCCCGGUCCCAAUAGUUUCACCGGAGAGGAUUCUGUCGAAUUCCAUGUACACGGAGGAGUCGCUGUAUUAAAUGCAAUGUACGACAGUCUGGGAUCAAUCUCAGGGGUUCGGAUAGCAGAACCCGGAGAGUUCACGAAGCGCGCGUUUUAUGCGGGAAAAUUGGACCUAACAGAAGUUGAGGGUUUAGCGGAUCUUAUCGAUGCUGAAACUGAAGCACAACGAAAGCAAGCACUGAGUCAUGCAAGCGGAGAUUUGUCUAAACUUUACAAUCAGAUGAGAACAAAACUGUUAAAAUGUAUUGCACAUGUCGAAGCGUACAUCGAUUUUUCUGAGGACCAGGAUAUAGAUGAUACUGUGCUUGAGUCUGUGAGACGAGACGUCAACUCGUUAAUAUGUGAAAUUAGGACGCAUUUAGAUGAUCAUAGACGGGGUGAAAGGCUCCGAACUGGAGUACGAAUGGCAAUCAUUGGUGCUCCCAAUGUGGGGAAGAGCAGCUUCAUCAAUCUGCUCAGCAAUCGAAAAGUUUCUAUUGUGACGAACAUCGCAGGAACCACUAGAGAUAUCGUUGAAAGUAACCACGAUAUUGGAGGUUAUCCCGUAACACUCGCUGACACUGCCGGACUUAGAAAUUAUACGACAGAUGUUGUAGAAAACGAAGGAAUUGAAAGAGCCAGAGACUAUUUGCAGUUAACCGAUAUCCUUGUUCUCAUGCUUGACGCAGGAAGUUUGCAGGAUUAUUUGUCUGGAACGAAAAAAUCUUUUAGUAGCUACUUUAAAGACUAUGUCGGUUCCUUAGGGUUAAGCCAAAGUCUCAUUUCCUCCACUCGUUUAAUUGUGAUAGUCAACAAAUGUGAUCUGCUCUCAAAGGAAACACUGAAUUUACUGCAGGAUGAAGCAGAUACUAAGAUUCUAUCCUGCCACACACGCGUUGGCAUAGAUCGCGUCUUGGAGGUGAUCACUUGCAACUUAAAAGAACUUUGCGGAGUACCAUCUAGAGAAAAUCCAAAUUUGAGUCAACAAAGACAUCGCUAUCAUUUGAAAGAGUGCGUCGAAUGUUUAGAAAAGUUUCAACUGCAUUUGGAGAUGGAGCGGCACCCAGAUUUAGCAAUCGCUACUCAGUAUCUACGGAACGCAACGAGGUGCAUUGGAAGAAUCACGGGGGCUGUGCAAACAGAAGAAAUUUUAGAUGUGAUAUUUAGUAGCUUUUGCAUUGGAAAAUAGA
This is a messenger RNA of Toxorhynchites rutilus septentrionalis, 1532 nucleotides long. RefSeq names its product tRNA modification GTPase GTPBP3, mitochondrial. The record is from RefSeq and is a predicted model, not a curated record. Gene Ontology annotation, molecular function: GTPase activity; GTP binding; protein binding. Gene Ontology annotation, biological process: tRNA methylation; tRNA wobble uridine modification. The coding region runs from base 53 to 1531 and encodes 492 amino acids. NCBI's taxonomy places the organism in Eukaryota, Metazoa, Arthropoda, Insecta, Diptera, Culicidae. The transcript is spliced from 3 exons. Gene Ontology annotation, cellular component: mitochondrion; cytoplasm.